Molecule: messenger RNA, 4772 nt
Organism: Spizellomyces punctatus DAOM BR117
Lineage: Eukaryota; Fungi; Chytridiomycota; Chytridiomycetes; Spizellomycetales; Spizellomycetaceae
Product: PAS domain S-box protein
Exons: 14
Coding region: 15-4649 (1544 amino acids)
Biological process (GO): phosphorelay signal transduction system; protein autophosphorylation
Molecular function (GO): phosphorelay sensor kinase activity; histidine phosphotransfer kinase activity; protein binding
Source: RefSeq, a predicted model, not a curated record
UUGGUAUUUUCACCAUGUCUGUUCCAAAGAUACCCACACUCGAUACCUAUGAUGCCGUCUGGUCCUGGAAUCCGCUAGCUUCUCGCACUCUGCCGCAACCCUCGUUUGAAGCACUAACGGGUCUCUCUUACUCGGACUAUCAGAGUGGAUGGCUGACGGCAGUCCAUCCCUCGGACAGACAUGCCCUCCUCCAACACGCCCUCCCCUCUUCUUCUAGUAACACUACCAUUCCUGUUGGUCGUUCAUGGCGUACGACGACACGCAUCCGCUGCAAAACACACUAUGUCCGCGCAUGUCUGAACGCAACCUGGCUCAACAAUGCCUGGAUAAUUGGUUGUCUGGUCCUCGACGAACUGGUUUUGGAUGUCAACGAGGUCUUGAGCAGAGGAGGUGUCAUGGGCAAAUUGGUCCGUGAAAAGGAUUGGUCUUGUACAGAAUUGGGAUGUGUCCAACAAUGGUCUUCAAGUCUCGUCACCGCAGUCUCGUUUCUUUUGCGCUCUGCUUUUCCUUUCAUUCUCUUUUGGGGUCCCUCUCGUUGUGUCAUUUACAAUGAUGGAUACAUUCCCAUUUUCGGCACGAAACACCCACACAUUCUCGGCGCACCGGCUUUCGAAGCCUGGGGAGAAGUCUGGGACGUGAUUGCUCCCAUGUUGGAUCAAACUUUUGCAGGCGAGGCAACCUGGUCAGAGGAUCAAUUGUUGUUGCUCACUCGAUCGGGUUAUGUAGAAGGUAUAUGCUACUUUACGUGGUCCUACUCUCCUGUCCGGAACGAGGACGGAUCCGUCGGUGGUGCCAUGACACCCAUUACAGAAACGACACAGCGCGUCCUAAGUGAACGCCGCCUCUUACUUUUGCGUGAACUCGGAGCUGUCACGGGAAAUGUCCAAUCCGAGGAAGAAGCUUGCACACUUGCCGCCAACGUGUUCCGAGAGCAGUCUGCAGAUUUACCUUUUACAUUAAUUUACAUCUUGGAUCCCACAAGACAAGUGUUGGUUCUACGCGAAUCCACCCACCUUUCACCUGGACAUUCAGCCUGCAUCCCCGAACUCCCCAUCACAACCACCACCCCCUGGCCCUUCUCCCAAGUCCUCACAACCCGCACGCGCCUUGAACUCGAUUUAACCACCUUGCCUCACUCUUUUCCUGGCCGAUCCAUAAGCGGCACUCAUUCCCCUUGCACACACGCCCUUCUCCUUCCUAUCGGCGAACAAGACCCGAUGGGUGUUUUUAUUGCGGGUGUGAAUCCCCUAAGAGCUCUUGAUGCGAAUUACAAGUUUUUUAUGGAACAGGCUCGGGCGCAACUUGCUGCGGCGAUGAGUACGGGAAGGGCGUAUCGGGAGGAGAAAAAGAGGGCAGAGGCUUUGGCUGAGAUUGACCGAGCCAAAACUGCUUUCUUUAGCAACGUAUCCCACGAAUUUCGAACGCCCCUCACCCUCAUCCUCGGGCCCCUCUCCGACGUCCUCGACGAUCCAACCCUCUCUUCCAGCCACCGCGACGCCCUCCAAGUUAUGCACCGCAACUCCCUCCGUCUCUUAAAACUCGUCAACUCUAUCCUCGACUUUUCACGUAUCGAAGCAGGACGAAUGCAAGCUUUGUAUAAACCGACCGAUUUAGGGAUAGCGACAGCAAAUGCUGCGUCCAUGUUUCGAGCCGCGAUAGAAAAGGCGGGAUUAGAGUUUGUUGUGGAUGUCUGUGAAGGGGAGGAGGUGUAUGUUGAUCUUGAUAUGUGGGAGAAGAUUGUUUUUAAUCUCCUCUCCAACGCCUUUAAAAACACUCUGAAAGGCGGCAUUUACGUCCACCUAGCCUCGAAUCCUACGACCCUCUCCCUGUCUGUCCGCGACACGGGGUGCGGCGUCCCCGAAACCGACCUCACCCGCCUCUUUGAACGAUUUUAUCGCGCAGACACCUCCCACGGCCGAAGCCACGAAGGAACCGGCAUUGGACUAGCCCUCACACUCGAACUCGCCAAACUCCACGGCGGGACAAUAGACGUGUCAAGCACCGUUGGUACGGGUACGAUAUUCACGGUUCAUAUCCCCCGUGGUAAGAACCACCUCCCUCCUGACCGCAUCCAAGAGUCGGAUGUGACCCAAACCACGGGAACAAACACCAUUGGCGAAAGCUUUGUUGCAGAAGCUUUACGCUGGUCGGAUCCACCUGAUUUAGGUCCUUCUCCGCCGACACGACUUUUGACGCCACCGCUUUCGGUAUCGGAUACCGAUGACGAUCGGCCACGGAUUUUGUUGGCGGAUGAUAAUGCUGAUAUGAGGAGUUAUGUGUCUGGGUUGUUGCGUGCUUGUGUGGUGAGGGUUGUUGCGGAUGGUGUGGAGGCUUAUGAAUGGGCAGUGCGUGAACCGCCCGAUUUGAUUUUGAGCGACGUCAUGAUGCCCCGCAUGAACGGUUUCGAACUUUUGGCCCGCAUUAAAUCCCACCCAAUUCUCAAAUCCAUCCCCUUUAUCCUCCUCUCCGCCCGAGCAGGAGACGAAGCUCGCGUCGAAGGCCUCCAAGCCGGCGCAGACGACUACCUCGUCAAACCCUUUUCAGCCCGUGAACUCCGCGCCCGCAUCAAAACCCACCUCGACCUCGGUCGCCUCCGAGGAGAACUCGAACGCCUAGUCCAACAACGUACUGCAGCUUUAGCUGAAAGUGAACGACGAUACCGCCUUUUAGCCGAUCUCGCUCCUGUUGGUAUCCUCCAAGCUGACCCUACCGGCCAUAUUGAAUUCACCAAUGACCGAUGGUGGCAUAUCCUUGGCCGUGAUCGAACAAAUUACCACCCCACUGACUGGGAAUCCUUUGUUCACCCCGACGACCGGACCCUCAUGUCCACCAACUGGUCCAACGCCCUCUCCAAACUCCAGCCCUAUCAAAUUGAGUGUAGGUGCAUUACGGAAGGGGGAUCCAUUGUGCAUGUCAUGACGGAGGGUGUACCGGAUGUAGUACUGAAAUCGGAUGGAACGACCGAGCAUCGGGGGUGGUACCUUGCGACGAUUGAUAUUUCGGAACGGAAGGCGUUGGAAGCUGAGCGGUUGGAUAGGUUGAGGAAUGCGGAGGCUGAGCAGAGGAAAAGGGCUGAAGAGGCUGAAGAGAAUCGAAGGCAUCAGGAAAUGUUUAUUGACAUGAUUUGUCACGAAAUCCGUAACCCUCUCAACGGCGUCAUCAACAAUGCCGAUCUCGUCCGUCUAAACCUCCGAAGCCGCCGCACGCUCUGCGAAAUUCUCUGGAAAAUCGCCCAGUCGCACGCAGAUCUCGUCCCACCCGCUCUCGCCCAAUCCACCUGGACACAAUGGACACAAGACCUCGAAGCCAUUGACGCGAUUGAAAUGUGCACCCGGCAUCAAAAGGUCAUUACGGACGAUGUAUUGAAUCUGUCUAAACUCCGAUCAGAACGUAUCGUCCUUGCACCUAUUCAAUGUUCCCCCGAGCAAGUCACCUUAGCUGUCAUACGCAUGUUUUCCGCCGAACUCCGACGCAAAAAAAUCGAAUGUACUGCAUACCGUGUUCAUGGACAUCUUCCGGACCCACCACCUCCCAAAACCACCCUCCUCAACACCUACCACGUUACACCCAUCACCACUGACUCCCAAACAACAACCGUUCUAAUCGACCCAGACCGGCUUAGUCAAGUAUUAUUCAAUUUAGUGAGCAAUGCUAUUAAAUUUGCGAAUACGAAUCCGAGGUUGGAUCCGGGGAUUGCUACGCCUUUUUCGAGUUUACCUUGUGUGAUGCAUUCGAGGAUUACGAUUUUUUUGGAGUAUACUUGGGGGGCUCCUGUGUUGCCCUUAUCGUCGGCUUUGUCACCAUCAUCCUCGUCAUCUUGCGUGGCAUCUACCUCUCCAUCACACUCUACCCAAUGUCCUCCUCCUCAUUCGACUACUACGGCUACUAUCACAAAUUCUACCACCACUCAUCAUUCAACACCUCCAACCCACCUCCUAAUAACCAUCCACGACAACGGCAAAGGCAUGACCGAAACAGACGAAUCCGCCCUUCAAGCCUCCACACCCGCCAACCUAAAGACCUAUCGAGAUUAUACCAGUAAUGCAUUAGGAUUAUUCAUUUGUAAGCAAUUUGUGGAUAUUAUGGGAGGUUGGAUUUCUGUUGAGAGGUGUGCGGAGGGGACUGAGAUUCGAGUGUGCUUUUUGGUCGGAAAUGUUUCUGUGUCGCCUCCUUCUCCUCUUGUUUUAUCGUCUUCGUCUACUUCUCUCCCUUCCCUCGAUCGGAAAUCUGUAUUAGAUUCAUCACAAGAUCUUCCCCCAACAAAUUUAUCUGUCCUAAUUGUGGAAGAUAACCUCGUCAAUCAACGCGUUCUAAAACGACAGCUAGAUUUAGCGGGGUUUAAAUCCCAAGUAGCCAAUAACGGAGCAGAAGCAGUUGAAAUGACCGAGAAAGAGCAAUUUGAUGUCGUUAUUAUGGAUUUAGAGAUGCCUGUUAUGGACGGCUUGGAAGCAACACAACGCAUACGAGCCCGUGAAGCCCAUCUCCCUCGUUCAUUACGACAUACCCCCAUACUAGGAUUAUCUGGGAAUGCGAGACGAGAGUUUCAGGAAAAAGCUUUGGGUGUUGGAAUGAAUCGAUUUAUGGUUAAACCGUAUGAUCGGAAGGAGUUGGUGGGGUGUUUGGUCGGGUUGGUGGGGCAAGGACGGUAAAAGAUGGAAUGUUGGGGAGGAGUUUUUCUUGGUUGGAUGUGUAUCUAUGUAUGUGUGGGAGGGGACUGUUUUUGUGCUUUUUAUUCUUUUUUGGUGCAUUUUAUUUUUAUCGUUAUUUAUUCC